Molecule: messenger RNA, 2513 nt
Organism: Hemibagrus wyckioides
Lineage: Eukaryota; Metazoa; Chordata; Actinopteri; Siluriformes; Bagridae
Gene: mob2b
Product: MOB kinase activator 2b
Exons: 5
Coding region: 463-1131 (222 amino acids)
Biological process (GO): positive regulation of protein phosphorylation; signal transduction
Cellular component (GO): cytoplasm; nucleus
Molecular function (GO): protein kinase activator activity
Source: RefSeq, a predicted model, not a curated record
CCUGUAUAUGGCAGAUCUGGAUAACAGCAACGGCGACCUCAGCGAGAUCUCAUGCGCUGUGAACGCACAAAGCGACAGGGACAUCUCCGAUAGCAUCUCGGAUGGUUUUUCGAGUCUCUUGAAGCUUUUAAAAACCUCCGGAGAGUCAGACUGGCUUUAGAGAGGAAGAAAGUAAUCCCUUCUGCUACCCUUCCGCCAAUACGCCAAAGUCAAUGCGCUCCAUCAUUGAAGAGCUGGAGCUCCUUUACCGGCACUUUUCGAACGCAUCUUCUUACUAACACGCACCGAUUUAGGUGUGAAUUAAAACCGGGGAGCAUUCGUUGGAGGUUACGAGCAAGCUUUCCGGUCGAGCUGCUUCCUUUGGAGUGAGAAAAACAAACAAACAAGCAAACAAACAAACAAAAAAUAAAUAAGAAGAAGGAAGGGGACGAAAGUGCGUCCAUCGACCCCCUUUCCAUCAGUAUGGAUUGGUUAAUGGGGAAGUCUAAGACGAAGCCAAAUGGAAAGAAGCCACCCACAGAGGAGAAGAAGCCGUACAUAGAGCCAGACUACACCAAAGUAAGGGUCGUCGACUUCGACCUGAAGGAGCUGGUGGUGCUGCCACCUGAGAUCGACUUAAACGAAUGGCUCGCCAGUAACACCACGACGUUCUUCAAUCUGAUCAACCUGCAGUACAGCACGGUGUCCGAGUUCUGCACAGGAGACACGUGUCCAGUCAUGUCGGCCUGUAACACAACAUACUACUGGUAUGACGAGAAAGGGAAGAAGACGAAAUGCACGGCGCCGCAGUACGUAGACUUCGUCAUGAGUUCAGUCCAGAAGCUCGUCACUGAUGAGGACAUCUUUCCCACAAAAUAUGGCAAAGAAUUCCCCAACGCCUUCGAUUCGUUGGUGAAGAAGAUCUGCCGCUACCUUUUCCACGUGCUGGCGCACAUCUUCUGGUCUCAUUACAAAGAGACGGUGGCCAUGGAGCUGCACGGACACUUAAACACGCUCUACACGCACUUCAUCGUCUUUAUACGGGAAUUCAACCUGAUGGACCCCAAGGAGACGUCCAUAAUGGACGACCUGACCGAGGCCCUGUGCACGCCCCUGCCCCCUCCACCACAGAACCACGUGACGGAGAGAUGAGGCUCGCACUCGUCUCCCUUCCAUCCCUCUGCUCAGGGGAGGACCGAAGGACACGCCCUUUCACCUCCCACAAACUUCGCUAUCUUUUUUACGACUUGGUCAGGAAGGGUCAGCCUGGCCUGCGGGUGGCAGCACUCUCCCAAAUCCCCCUCCACCCCCCACCCUUCCAGAGGCUGUACUGUUCUGCGAGCCCUUUAACCAGGAAGCAUUCACACUUUCACCUUCUUCCUUUUUUUUUUUGUUUGUUUUUGUUUAUAGUUUGUUUGAUUUUCUCAUGCCCAUGUACUAAUUCGGGUGGGUUUGGAAUAUGGGACACUAGGUUUGGUUUGUCUCUUCCUCCUCACAUUAGCACCUUCUAUCCAUCCGUGUUAGAACGACAAGAUGUGAGGAAGAUAGUAGUGGCACUGCUUUUCUGUACAGUUUAAGAAGACUGAACCGUAGUCCUGGUCGUCUACAGAGUCGUCUUAAUCAUAUAAGGUGUUUUUUUUUUUUGUUUGUUUGUUUGUUUCUUUUUCUUGGAGGCAUAACAACGAGUGUGAAUUUUAGACCUUCAGGACCAGACUGUUUACUCAUAAUUCUUUAAGUCUGACUACUUUCCACCCAAGAUGCUCUUUAAUCCAGUGUCUUACACAAUGGCUGCCCCCCUCCCAAUAUUCUAGAUAUUCUAGUCAUACCCUAUGCCCCCACCAGUGCUCCUCCGGCAGUGGAGCAUACCGCAGGCGGCCAUAUUGGAUCCAUCUAGGAAGCAGCACCAAUCCGAAGGCCUCGCUUCAUGGUGCUUUUCCAUUAUGCAGCACAAUGACAAAGACAUUUUGUCUGCUACCUUUGUUCCAUAGCCUAUAUAAAAGGUACACAAUUCCCCUCUAUGUUUAAUUAAGAAAAGAAAAGAAAAGAAAAACAAGUAAGGGAACAAUUAGAUCAGAAUCGUCUCCGAAUCGAGGUAUCGCCCCAGGCUCGCUUUGCAAGGACACUUUCAAAAAAUGGAAAAGUGGCAAAAGAAUGUAAAACUAGUCUUUAUGUAUUUAACUGUUGGAGAAAAUGAUCCAGAGUGAGUGAGUGACUGAGAGAAUGAAAGGGAAAAAAAAAAGGUGUAUGUAAACAUGACAGAGAGAGAAAGAUAUUUUAAAGUCCUCCCUUCAUCACUGUUCAGAGAGUUCUCUUAGGUUGAGCUUCUCUCAUUAGAGGGUUGGAUGUUCUUCAUUUUAAUUUAUUUAUCCUUUUUUUUUUCCUCCCCCAUUUGGUUUAGUUUUGGCUUUCUUUUUUUUUCAGGACACAGUUCUGGCUUUCAUUUUUAUGUAUUUUAAUAAUACUUAAGUUAAAAGCGAUUUAAUAUUUUAAGCUCUGCAAAUUAUACCCUAAUAAAAUAUUUAAAAUGUCACUAA